Molecule: messenger RNA, 18486 nt
Organism: Amoebophrya sp. A120
Lineage: Eukaryota; Dinophyceae; Syndiniales; Amoebophryaceae
Source: the annotation of a GenBank genome assembly
AUGUCCUCUGGGUCGACGGCCGUUGCGGCGGACCAAGUGGAACCGCAGCACAACUACAGCAGCAUGUCGUCUGAUUAUUACAACCCCCCGCCCCUGAUUUUGCCGGACGUGCCCGGCUUCAAGGCGGGGAAGAAGAAGCGGUCGAAAAACCACAAAACCACCGGGCGGGCGGCGAAGCUGGAAACCUACAACGGGAACAGCGACUCGCUGAACAAGCAAACGCGCCCCUUUCUCGACGAACACGACCCGAAUUCGCGAUCGCAAAUGAUGAGCUACUCGCAGACUCAAGACGAAGAGCUGGAUGACUUCGACCAAGCAAUGCUUUUCGACAGCAGAGACUUGGACGAGACUGGAACCGGGGAAGAGUGGCCGGCGCCGGGCUUCGACUUCAGCGGUGGAGGUGGAGCUAUGCACACUAGAGGCGGUCGAGGUGGAGCUACAACAUCAAAUCACGGAGCCAACAGCACGGGCAACAACAGUCGGAUUGGCACCAGCGGUACGCGCAACGGCACGGCCAACAACUCAAACUGGUCACGCACGGGAACGAGAAACAGUAACUACGAGCACAAUCACCAGAUGUUGUCGACGACGCAGAGCUCGCACUGGUCCAUAUCAAAUGUAAAAAUGUCUGGGUCUGGAAGAAUGCAUGUUUGUCAUGCUUGUCUGGCAUGACUCUUAAAUCUGUCAUGCACGUUGCGCAAGAGCAGCAUUUUUCUGUCAUGCGGAGACGCAAUUUGUCAUGCAGAAUAGGCAACAUCUACAAGCUCAGAAAUUUGUCAUGCUGAGCCAGCACUUGAGGCCUCCUCAUGCUACGCCACUCAGCAUCACAAGUUUCCAGACCCAGACACUUUUACAUUUGAUAGUCCAAGUUUUCGAACGAAAGGUCCCAGAACCUGGAUGAUUUCUCCGUGGACUUUGCCGACCUGAAGGACAGCGAGUUUUUCAAUUUUCCCAACCCGGACCAGGAUUUCUCCAACACAGACCAGUCCUUUUUUCGGUCACCCGAACAGAAAACCCUGGCCACCACGCAAAAGCGGUUUGCGCUGCAAAGACGGGAGAUGUCGCUACGGCGGAGGCGGAUUGACGAAAAGAUUCGGGACCUCGGACAGAUAAGACGUAUUCUGUUUGGGCUUUUCAAUAAAGAACUUUGAUUGAAAUCAAGUAUGCCAUGCGUAGAUGGAGUAGUUCUACAGCCAGAUUGAUGUAAUUUCUUGUUUCUACUGAAACAAGAGAACGAACAAAGAUUGCUAUGGGAAAGAAUGAUGUAGAUGUUACGGCCGCAAAUAGUAUCAAUUGUUUUCACUCUGUCACUCAGGUAAGAAAAAGCAGAGUAUUACGGACGACAUGUUCCGCAUGGCCCCCGUCGAGCAGCAGUACCAACAGUAUUCGACGUCAACGUCGUCGACUAUGAGAUUGCACAACUCCCCUUCCCCUUCAUUUUUGAUGCAAUAUCUGCCAAAUUAUCGAAAUCCGGAAUAACAUCCUGCCUCUACUGAGCACUGUCUGCAGAAGGGAAGAUAUUCUGGAACCUAAAGCAGUAGUACCUACCCUUUUAAGCUCAAUCAACCGAUUUGUGCCAUUGCUACUGUGUUGCGGUUGUUGCUCAUGCUGUUCAAGAAAUGAGGAAAGGGACGAGAGGAGUUGUGCAGGUGGAUAUCGCCCACUCAUCGCGAGGAGAAAUUUUCCAGCAUUGCGCACAAAAUCCAAAACAAAAACUCGUACCGGAAUACGUGGAACGAGGGCAGUGGUUCGUGGGUCAACACCAGCCAGGCAAAUGCCACGACCAGUCAGGCAUUUAGUAGCAACAAAGAGGACGUUGAUCCACAUUAUGAUCAUCGCGAUCCAUUCCACCAGGCAGCAAGCCAGAAGCCCGUCGCGGUCGUAUGAAAAUCACAAAUUUCUCUUCCCCAUACCUGAAAUGGAGAUUUCUGUGGCCUUAUUUCAUUUGCGCUCUUCCGAAAUCGCGUUUGCAUGCUAGGAGGAAAGAGAUGCGGACGGUCUUGCUGGCUGGCGCGGGAAAGCGAAAGCCUUGCGGCUUCAGCAUGACAAGAAGCUGCAACUGCAAGCGCGAAAUUAUAGCAUGGCAAACUUCCUGCAAAUGGUUGCGCGCAGGUGUGUCUCUUGUUCGCCUUCUAGCAAUACCAAGAAAUGAUCGCUCUAUGUACGCAAAUUGCGCAUCAGAGUAAAUUUCGUUCUGAUCAAUUAUAGAUAUGGGGAGGGGGGAUUUAUUUUUCCUUGCAAUAGGUCGCGGCGCCGAUCACAACUAUCGCCCCACCGAGCCUACACUUCCUGCCGGAUAUCAAUAAGCCGACUUCUUUUUACGUCGAUCCGCUGGAGCAGCCCGGGAACUCCAACCAGUUGAAUCAUAGCAAGAACACCGGUGCGAAUCCGAGCAAGCGCGCGACCUUCUGCGGCGGGUUUUACACGAGUCAGGACAAUAAUAAAGACAUCUUCGACCACGACCUGCAUCGGGAGGAAGCCACGUCGAAAAUCUGGACUACCCGGGAUGACUCUGACCGGUUUCGGGAGACCGGGGCAGCUGGGAACAGUGCUGAGCAGCUGCACAACAACGCGAACGACGCGUCCGUCGACCACGAUGACUUUAACCAGCCGUGGGUUACCCAAUCCUGGUCACCGGUGAAGCAACGCGGGCCGGUGAGUACUCGGACGAAAGGGAAAAUGAUGAGUAGCCGGGCGAACUCCAUGAUGGGGAUCAAUUCCUUAACCAGCAUACGCAUUGCAAAAGUAUCGCACUGCUCGUAGGAGUUGCACUGGCAUUUAUUUUCCCAAAUUUUUGAAGAUAAGGUACGUGCUGGUUCAGGUAGGAAAGUAGAUUUGUCAUACGGCAUUGCAAAAACUAGUACGAGUGCGACACUUUUGCAAGGCAUACAGCACGAAUUUCGUCAACAACAGCCACCAGACGGCGCGCACCUUCGAGUACCACCUGGGGCUGACCAAGCAGCACAAGGAGCAGAUGAACCGGAUGCGCGGGAGCAAGUCGCGACGGCCGAAGGGGGCCGCGAACUACAACAACAGCAAGUUUUGGGCGACCAGCAGCUACUUUUCCACCACGACCCAGGACAAGGAAAAUCAAAAUACGAGUUUCGAGUUCGACAGUUUAAACGGUGGCAACAGUGUCGAGUUUUUCAACUCGCCCGGUGCAGCUAGCCACCUGCAGUCGGCGCUUUGGGACGACGACGCGACUGCGUUGCACUCCCGAUCGGUCGACUUCCACGAUUUAGAAGGGGCCGCUGGAGCAGCAGGCCGAGGUUCUUGGAGGAGAAACAGCAACAAUCACGGCGGUCUGUUCGAUAGUACAACAGAAGAUAUGACUUCUGCUGGCGAGGUUCCGCGAAGGCGGCGGCGGAUCGACUUUUCAUCCUCCGCUGACACCGAGAGAGAUCGCCGGGAAUUUUCCCUCCCACCAGUUCUGAACGCCAAUGUCGUGCAAGACCCAGUCGUGCUGGACCACGCGGCCAGCACGACUGCAGCAGCGGCCGGGAGUGGUUCAUCUUCAUCCGGGUCGUCGUGGCAAUACGUCGGGCCCGCGGCCCCCGGUGGGAACAUUAGCACAGGAACCGCGAGUGUAGUUGAGGACAGCGUAGUUCUUCCCCCGCAAGAACCACAACCGAAAAUGCAAGACCGCACCAACCUUGAUGCGCAACACGACCCGUUUUCAUCCCAGACGGAGGACGAACCGGAAAUGCACGCGGUCCCCUCCUGGGCCCGCGCGGGCAUCCAACUGGAGCGGCCGGACGGCCGGCCCGCAGGGUCGGAGUGGGCAAACGGGGCGAUGGCCUACAGCGAGAAUGGAUCAACAGGCCUAGCUGGUGCAACUACGGAUGGUGCAGGAGCGGCCCGUUCCUCGCAGCCAAGAAGGACGAAAAAGCAUUCGAACAAGUUCCAGUUCGGCAACAGUCCUAGUACAACCUCGCUUGACCACAUCAACAACCAAUCACCGAUGACCAACACGAGCGCGACCUCCACGGGAUCCUACACGAACCAGAAAACGGGGAUCACCUACAAACUGCGGCCCGCCGGGCUGCCGAAGGCCUCGAUUCGCCCAAUCCAGUCGCCCAUGAUCGAUUUGAUGGAGCGAUAUAACGAAACCUAUCGCAAGGAAAAAAGCCCACCCCAUAUCGACAAUGCACCACAAGGAAACUUGCGUUGCUGAUUUGUGUGUGCAAAUGCCCCUGUAUUGCAUACUUUCGUUGAUGAAGCACGAGCGAAGCGACGCACUGAGCGGGCUAUCUGUAAUGAGUUUUAGCCACCAGCAGAAACAUCUAUCUUGCUGACAUAUAGAAACCGAGACAAGCCUAGCAUGCGCCUCCGCUUCGUUUCUGCAAGACGAAGCUGAUGUUUUGUGGCGACGAAUCUGCGUCACAUGAUCUGGUAACCAAAUGCGUGCGCGCGCGCGCGCAGAGCGCGCGCCGGCCCACGAAGCCGGCGCGCGCGCUCUGCGCGCUUGCGAUAUUGCUUUAGCAAACGCAGCGCGAAGGCAGUUGCCGUUACCAUAUAGGGCAACCGCCGGGAGGCGUGAAGGUCAGGGAAAUGGCCAGAAAUGAAGCGGGAGAAGGGAAAAAAAGCGGACCAGAUGGGAAAAUGGCCAGGAGGUCAAAAAUGUCGCAAAAAUGGGAGAAACCAAGCGGGAGAAGGUUAAAAAAGAGCAUUUUUGCGGUUUGGCCCACUUGAUAUCUGAAAAAGACACGGACUAUUUUUUGCUCCGCCCGCUGGCCAGCUGCGUUGGAGAAGCAGGCCCGCGACCUGUUCGGAAGCCUUGGGCCGCUUCGUAACUGGAAAAAGUUGGAAAAAAAUGGCAAAAAUUUGCUUCAUAACGUGGGCGGAAGCAAUCGUCGGAUUUUGUCCAGAUCACCCGGGCCACUGGGAAAAUGAAAAAAGAUGAAAAAUUGCGCAAAAGCGCAAUCCCUCCGCAGGCUUGAAAACUGCCAGACAGAUGCGGGCGGUAAAAAUGUGCAGGUCGCCCGGGCCACUUGAAAAAUGAAAAAAGAUGAAAAAUUGCGCAAAAGCGCAAUCCCUCCGCAGGCUUGAAAACUGCCAGUCAGAUGCGGGCGGUAAAAAUGUGCAGGUCGCCCGGGCCACUUGGAAAAUGAAAAAAGAUGAAAAAUUGCGCAAAAGCGCAAUCCCUCCGCAGGCUUGAAAACUGCCAGACAGAUGCGGGCGGUAAAAAUGUGCAGGUCGCCCGGGCCACUUGAAAAAUGAAAAAAGAUGAAAAAUUGCGCAAAAGCGCAAUCCCUCCGCAGGCUUCAAAACUGCCAGUCAUCUGCGGGCGGUGAAAAUGUCCAGAGCCCUUCGGCCACCUAAGAACCAGAAAAAAGAGCGAAAAUUGAAAAAAAUCGAGAACCCUCGGCAGGCUUACAAACUGGCCGCCAAGGGCGGUCCGGCGGGCGCGCGCUUGCGCCGUACCAUCGCGAUUGGGAAAAAAAAACGCACUACAAGCGGGCGGAGGCAUGUCCCAAAAUCCCGAUUUGGCCGGGGUUGUGAGCACCAAUUCGGGACCUCCGCCGCGUCUGAAAUGGCCGAUUUUGGUUGCCCGGAAGGGUUCGCGGGUUUUCGGCUUUCCGCAUACCUUCCUGGCCAGGCGGCCAGUUUGUCACGCAGGGGGCUAGAGAGGAUGCCCCGCUGCGAAAUAGCAGACCGGAUUUCGCCUUCAAUGCUUAUCGCAGGAGCCUGCGGGCCGCCGCGGGCGACAGUAGUUGUCCGCGGCCCUUUAGGGCCGCGGGGAAGUGGUGGAGCCCGCGGCGGCCCGCAGGCUCCUGCGAUAAGCUUUGAAUGCGAAUCCGGAAGCCCCCGAUGACCCAGAUGAUACCUUCCUGGCCAGGGGGCCAGUUUCUCAUGCAGGGGGCUUGCAGAAGAAGGAGUGGGACUGUAAUCAAAAAUAAAUAGCGCCAAAGCGCGGCCCGCAGGGCCGCGCUUUCGCCGCGCGGCUGGUUAGGCUUUCGCGCUGGUUAGAAUUUCGCGCACGCAUUUGGUUACCAAUAUCGCCCUCCGGGCGCGACCUUCAUAUGGGAAGGGGGGAUUUUUCUUCUUGAUGAAGCCAACACCAACACCCAGCACGCGCACUUGGUCCGGCGGGGAACAAAUGUCAAUCAGACUUCCUCAAAUAAUGGACCACACGAGGAGCGCCAAAACUUUCUGCAGGUGGACGGGGCGGCAACGGCAGCAAGUGGGUCCUCGAUGAAUGUAGAAGACGUCAGCAAGGGUUUGGAGCAGGCCAUGAGCAAGAUUGACUUCUCCUCCCACUUCUCUCCAAUGUUCCCGAACGACGUAGAAUCAUCGCUUCGAGACCACGAGCAGUUCUUGGGCAAUCACAGGGUCGGACUGGAAGCGGAUCGCGGCCAACGACACGCAAUUGGAGCUGGACCGCAGCACCGCAACUCCUUGCCCGGGGUUCGGUCUCCGCCCAAGAACUCCUCGAUGCGCGUGUUGUUUCCUGACAUGCUGAACAAGCACAAGGACCACUCGCUGCACAAGUCGCUGGCGAACAAACUCUUCGCGCACGCAAACAACAGCGGUUUGACCGACAGAGCAGCGGCUGGGGGCAUGUUUGGAGGUGGGGACCAAAAUUUCGAGCACGGUGCGUCGAACUUCGUGUCCAAUCCAGACCAUCAAGGUAACCAUCUGGACGCAAACGCGUUGACGUACAACGGCCUCGGCUCGGGGUCGCCGGUCUUGGAUCUGAUGGUUGCGGGCCGGGAGCUGUUUGCAGCCGCAGACAAGAGCCAGAACAUCGUAGGUGGUACUACCGAAGUUUCCUCGUCUACUUCCCCGGUAUUAAAGCAGGAGAGACUGGCUUUCGGUACUGACGACGUGGCUGCAGAUAAGAACAAAACUCACGAUUGUCAGGCCGACGGGGGCGGGGGAAGCAGUACUAGUCAGAGCGAUGCGGAAAGAGGUCGUCAUCAAGGAGCAGGUGCGGUAAUAUCAGGCGAAAAAGGACGACGAGACCAGUCUGUUCUAGCGGCGCCCGGUCCGUCGACACUGACCGCGGAGCAGUCCACGACGGUCGCGUCGUCAUCUUCGGAAGAAGAAGAUGCGACGAAGCAAAAGAACCAAAACGCGACAAGACCGUCACGUGGUCCCUCCUCUCGAGUGAUGCAAGACAUCGAGCCCGUGGAGCCGCACACGAGUUUCGACGACAACCAGUCGGCGGUAACCACUUCCACCACCACGAGCACCGCCCAAAAUUUUGCAUUGGGACAAAACACAUCCUCUAAGCCCUCGCCCCCGCGGCGGCAGUCGCUGAGUCGGCAGCAGUAUUCCCAACCGGUGGAGAUCCUGCCGUCCGGGCCGCCCAUGACCAUCGCAUCGCUGAGCUCACCGUCAAAGGAGCUGAAGAACGACCGGUCCUCCAACAUUCUGGGCGCGUUUGACGACAUUUCCAAAUCCAAAUCGCAGGUGAACGCCAGUCUACUUUGCAACAACAGCCAGCAGCCGCCGCAGUCUUCCGGCUCCAUGAGCACGACGGCGACGUCCCUAAAGUGGACCAGCAUUACAGAUUUCUCCUUUCCCAGUAUUCAGGAACAGCCGAGAAGUUCGCCAAAAAUGCAAGUCCCGAGUGCAGCAGGCGAGGACGUCGGCGCAGCUGCUCCAGCAGGAGGUGAUUUUCAUUCCGUCGUGAGCAGCAACUCCUUAGACGGAGUUUUGACCGCCAGUCCGAUGCGGCCCGCGCUUCCCGGCGGGGGUGUAACGAGCGGUGGCAGUCCGGUGAGGCGUGGUGCUCCUGGUAUGCAGCUGGAGCAGCCUCCGGUUAUAUUACGUGGAGGUGCGGUCUUGGAAACGGACAGCAGUAGAAAAACUGAAAUUGGAGGACGAGCAGAGGUAACAAGUGCGCUGCACGAGGAGGACCAGGACAACAGCACAACGGUUGGGGUGGCGACGAAUUCCCAUUCUCUGGAGGUCGGCGAGGACGUUUCUACUACGCAGCAAGACAGCUGCUGUAUUGUUCCCAGUGAAGAACGAGAAGGAGCAUCUACUUCAGCGGCUGGGGCAGCACGUUCAGCCUUCCAGAUCAAAAUAACGCAGAUCGAUGGAGGAGAUGCCAUGUCAUCAUCUUCCAGGAGUGAUGCAAAUAGGACAAUAAAUCAGAAUGAGUCAAUAGAGACCACGACGACCCUGCCGCAGUCGCAGUCCAAUAAGCCCGGCGCAGGUCAACACGUCGAGGUUGAAAAUUCGAAAGCUCGGACGAGACAGCUGAAGCACCGACCGUCGCUGGGUUUGUCUUCCACCACAACGCUGGUUUUGCCCCCGCAGGAGGUCGAGUUCCCGGACUCGACGAAAAGUGCGGUAGGAGGACUGCAAAAGAACGAUCUGAGCAUCAACAUUUUCCCGGCUUUCACGGGGAACAGCAGUCGCCGUCCCAGUUUGAACAACACGGAAGAUUUGGCGGAGAGUCUGCAGAAAUUUUCGCAGCAGCAACAUUCUUCGUCGCAGCAACUGCCCGCCUCGUCCAAUGCCUCGAAACAGAACACGCCACGUCUGUCGAAGCAGCUGCUGGCGCUCCCGGAAGAAGUGAAUUCCAUCUCCCGGCGGCCCUCGGUCACAUUGUCUUCAACAGCACAACAGAACACGGCCAACAGCGCGCGGGGAGAGCGGGAGAUGAAUUUGUCGUCUGCGCGGGAAGCGUAUCAAAUGCAAAAAUGUCUGGGUCUGGAAGAAUGCGCGACUUGUCAUGUUGCUUUUCCAUGACCCAUGAGGUCUGGAAUGCAGGACCUAGCAUGACAGGUUCUGUGCGAAGUCUCUCAUGCCUAUCCUGCAUGAGAAACGCCCUCCCGACUUGGUCAAAACUGGACGACUUUUGGUAAUCAUGCAACACAGAUUUUUGCAUGCUUCAGAUUUAGCAUGACAAGUUGCAUUCUUCCAGACCCAGACACUUUUACAUUUGAUAAAGCGAGCGUGGAACGGCGACGCCGGGUCUCGGUCAUCCAAAUCGGCUCGAAGGAGACAGAUAAUUACAACAACGACGCGGAGCCUUUGCCGGGGUCGGUCACGAACCGGUCGAUGAGCAACGAACCGGUCCGCCGGGUCUCCGUCGGCUCGGUUGGAUCGGACCACGUGGCCGCGAUCAAAUCCGCCGGCUUGCACCACUUGCCCGCCGCGAAUCUUUUCGGACACCCAGCAGGGGGAGAGGCGGAGCACGAGCUGCCGCACCAGGCUGUGGAUAACGGAAACGCCUCUUCUUCCUCCGGGAUUCUGAACGCGGGAGCUGCUGCAGGUGGGACCAAUGGUCACACAACUGAGGGCGAGGCUCUAGCGAAACCAUCCGGGACCGCCGUCGUGCACCUGAAGGACGGGGUCGAAGCCGCGGCGCGAAACGACCCGACGUUGCAGCGCAGCGUGGACGCCGCGGCGGCGGCCGUGGGGAACUUGCUCAAGCUCAUCGUGCAGGAAGACGAGCUCGUGCCCGGGCAGGGCGUUUUGGGCCCGAGACCAGAGGACUUGGAAAACCAAGUCACGCCGGCAGGUACUUAGUACAACAGCUGAUCCCGCCUAGUAGGACGAGGUUUUUUUCUGAAUAAUGAUUGAUCGGUCUGAGUACUUAUGAAGAAAUGGGCUUCAUGAUGCACCUAAAACAUAGGCUGCAUAGUGAAAGGGUAAUAUCAUGAGAAAUACAUACUCAGUUGUGAGUACUAGCGCCUUCACGGCGAAGACAAAAUCGAAUCCUACCAGAUUCCGACGAGACGGGAAGUAGUAGCGCUGCGGACCACCACAUGGAGGACCAUCCGGGAGCCAGGCGGAGCUUGAAGGGGCACAGCAGCGGCAGCAGUCCGGCUUCCAAAAACGAGGAAGGGGCGGCGGUUUCUGCGGCGGUCGGCGGCGCAGCCACAGCCACGGCGGACCACGGAGGUGCGACGGGCGCGCCCCCAAAUCGACGAUCGUCACAGCCGGCUGGAUUGCCUCGCUGCACCGCGAAACGGUCCAGCUUCACGAUCCCCGAGCCGCCGCCGAGGCCGAUAUCGGAGUGCACAACUUCCCCUCCACUUCCUCAUGAUCUGUGAUGUCGCAGAAUGCGAACGACUACACUAGCGGCCAAGCCCUUCCUUGUUUUGGCGCGCUUUGCUGCAUGACCACAGGUUAUAGAAAUUUCGGAAGCCGCCCAGAAACUGCUCGCACGACACCCCGUGCGCGAAUUUAGUCUUCAUGUAGAAGCUCCGCGUGUAAGUAAUAGGCAAUUUGUGAUGCGGCUCGUUAUGCACUUCAGGGAAGGGAUGGGGGCGUUGUGCGCUCUUAUAUUUGAAAACCCGGCUGCAAAAGAAGGAAUUCGUGGAGGAGGAGAUUGCGUCGAUUGAGCGUGUAUCGAUUGCAAAUAUGUAGUCCGGGCCGGGAAUGAAGUUAUACUGCAAUGAUAGAUGUUCUUGAACAAGUCCAAUAUUCACAUUACAUCAAGGCCACGUGGUUGUAUGUACUUGACAAGUAGUUCCUAUUAAGCGACUGCGUGUUUGUGUUUCGGAACGUGAGUGACACUUUCAUGCAGCACAAAAUGAAAGCGACGCUCUAGGGCAGCGAACAAGCAUAGCUGAUUUUUCUUUCCUGUUAGCCAAGCGUGACAACUUUCCAGACCCUCCAGCCAUAUUUGCGAUGCAUAGCACGAGUUCGAACGCGCAAAGCGAAACGCGCAACGGGGGGACCGCGUGGUUAUGCUUGGGCCGGAGCGAGCGAAGGUAAAGCUGUUGCGAACAUAUUACACUGAAAAGUGCCCCUUCUACCCCGAAGUUGGAAAUGUUUCUGAUGCAAAGAUCUUUCCAAAUGGAAACUGUUUGUCUCGCAUGAAAGGGUUCUUGCGAGUCUUUCUGAUGCAGAGUCCAGGCGAGCAGGGCAUCUUUUACAUAACAGGCCCGGCUGUUCCGGGGCUCUUGUGCAGCACAAAUUUUAGCUAUUCAGAAUCGAAAGCUUGUGAUGCUGAAACAUGUAAAAGAUGGGGAAUGUGUCCCUUGGAAAGCUUUGCAAUAGCAAUAGCUGUGAAGUUGAAGUUCUGGGGUGGGGGCAUUUUUCAUUGUGAUAGGACAAUGGCCACGUUUCUAGGCGAGUUCGACGCGGCUAUAAAAGCGCGGAAAGUAGACGACAGCAGCCCAGCGGGAGCCAUGAGGUAGGUGUGUAGCUUCUAGUAAAGUUGAUUUUACAUUGCAAUAUAUACAGCUCAAGUAAUAGGCUUUUCGUUGAAGGCAUGAAAGCGUACUACUCGAAAAACUGCGCUAAGAACAAGCGCUGCAUUGGGCGCCGGGCCAUGGGAAUUUGCCCUCUGCGGUUGUCGUGGUUGCUUUUCUGCUUCCCACCUGCCGCUCCCACGCACGAGCAGGUCGGACGACGGACCUUCUCGUGGGGCAUGGGUAUUAUUGGGUAGUUCUUGCGAAAACAAAUAGAGCUGUUUCGAAAAGAAGCCGUGGCUGCUCCAUAGAGGACAGACUGUAUACCGCCACUCUACUCCAGGUAUUUCCUGACUAUGAAGUACAAGACGCUUCGGCGCGCCUUUCAGUUCUUCGACUUCAACGCCAACGGCUAUGAGAGUGCACAGCUCGUCCCCCUUUUUCUCAGUUGGAGCGCAAGAUUCGCAACAGAAGCAGUGUCCCAGAUGUAGCUUUCGCAUGACAAUAAUCUGCACACAGAUUUAUGCGUAAGCGUACUUUUUGUGUUUUUUUCCGACACUUGAUGUCAUCUAUCAUGUGGAGACUACUUCAAGACAACCAGUGGAUCUAUUUGGUUCUACUUUUCAUGACAAAUUAGGAGCGCACGGGCACGGGGUCGGGGGAUCGCUUUAUGCACUCUCAUAACGGAAGCCUCGCCUACAUCGAGCUGUCCUCCGGCCUCAACAUGAUUUUGCCGAAAAUCUGGCCCGACUACGACACGAUCGACUUUUAUGAAUGUGUGAGGAUCGAAAUCGUCACAGUUGAAAUCAUUUGCAAUGCGUAAAAUGCAUGACGCGAGGUACGUGUGUUGCAGAGCAGGCAAGUGAGGCCGAUUGUAAGCCUGUUCGGGGCUAGAGCUCGAACUGCUAAAGCAGCAUGAGAGAAUCAGUCUUCUUUGCCUCAACAGCAUUGCAAACUGUAUUUAGGCACCACCAGAAUUUGUCAUGCGCCACGUAGAAACUGGGUCCGCACUGGAAUCCACUUUAUGCAUGGCAAAUUAUUUCGAUUUUGUCAAUUUCGACUCUGACACUUCCAUAACUUUUUAUUCGGUGGCUCUGCGGAGGAAAUCUACAAGGCCAUCGACACAGAUGAGGAUGGCAAUGUCGAUGUAAAGGAGUUUCUGGGGAGCACGAAGAAGGCGCAGAACAAAAACGGAGGGAAAAACGGCAAGGGCAGGAACAGCCGGUACGGUAGCGCGUUAUGCAUUGCAAAUGUCGAAGAUCUGGGUCUGAAAGACUGCAAUGCAUGAUCACGCAGAAGUAUUAAAGCACCACAAAAUACAAACUCCGUUAUGCAUGAACAGCAAAGGCUAAGGCUGCCUAAAGGAACUUGGCAUACAAAAGUAGAGGAACUUUUUCAUGCGGAUUAUGCAUUUAUUUCGGGGCACCUCCUCACUUUGCAAGGCGUGAUGUGAUGCUAGGACUUGCAGGCCAGGCCUUCUGGUUCAUGCAAAAGCACCAGCAUGCCAAACCCAAAUUAAUAUCUGCACUCAUACAACAGACACAGAUCGAUAAUUUGCAAUUGAUACAAGUUCGACCCGAACGACCCAGAAAAUGCCCACGCGGGCUCGAAUAUCAAAAAGAAAAAUUCCCCCACCCCAUAUCGAAAACGAAAUUUGAUGUGAUGCAGUAUUUGAGUACACAAAUUUGUCUUGCUAAAGAGGACUGGAGACCCAUAUCAAGCCUGAGUAGAGAGGCUUUGACUUAGGCGCUUAGCAUGAAAAGCGUCCGUGAUGUUGGCUCAACAGCAUGACAAACCGGCUCCAUAAUGGGACGGAAGCUGCUGCCCUUGUCUUCUUGCAACACAAACGUGAUUUGUGACCUCAAAUCAGCAACACAACUGAGAGGACAGAACUAAGGCGCAAAUCAGCAACACAAAUUUUCGAAAACCUACCUCUUCAUUAUGGGGAGGGGGGAUUUUUCCUUGCGAUAUCGAAGGACGGAUCCUCCCGCAAUGGCACGCGGGGGAGUGACCGCAACGGAUCGCUGAACGGGUCCGGCCGGUUCGGCGGACCGGGCAACGGGGACGAAGACGGCUACUACGACUGCGAGGAGGACGGCUACAAAAUCCGCACGGGCAGCAACGGGUCGGGCGACGGCUUUGCCGGCAACGGGUACGGAGGUUCCGCGGAUGGGAGUGGAGGGGGGUACAACCACGACGGGUUGAAUGGGAAUAAAAACCGGAGGUACGGGCCGAACGGCGAGCUGCUGGACGAGGACGGGAACCCGAUCGGAGCGGACGAAGAAGGUGGCAGCCUGCGAAAUUCGAACUCCUUGGUCAAAAAUCUCGGGGAUAACGCCUUUGCAUAUGUCAAAGUAUUUUUUUACUUGAUGAUGAUGUUCUUAUUGAGAACUAAGUUUGAACAAACUUUCUCCCGCUUUUUACGUCGGUGAAAUUCAAUCAGUUCAUCUGCCUACAGCUGGUUCGUCAAGGAACCCAGGAUUUUUGUGUCGUGCAAUUUGCAAGAACCGAAUAAUCUAGUCUGCUGUCUCGAUAUUCGAGAGUACUCUCCUCUUAUCCAAGAAAAAAAGUGUGUAUACUGUAACUUUUUUUGCGGGAACAGCAUCACAGAUUUGUUUUGCAUGACAGAGAAAACCUGUCAUGCGGAGGCAGUACGCGAAAACGCGUAUGAAAAUAGCCUUUGAUGCACAUCCAGCAUGACAAGUGUAAUUGUAUUGCAACGUCUGCAACACAAAGUUACACUUACACAGUUUUUUUUCUUGCAUACCCCUACCAGGGCUGGACGGGCACGGCAGAUCCGACCAUGACGAAGAACGAGGCGAGGCUAUCACAGUGAAAAAUGCCCCAACCCCGAAAGUUGGAAUAAUUUGUGAUGCGAAGUUUUCAAGUGAAAACUUUUUGGCAUGCAUGAAAGGAGGACUAUGGUACGACUAAAGUGGCUGAGUUUUUUUUUCGUCUCAGCCGCCUGCGCCCACUACCUGCCGGUCCUCAGCCGUGAAAGCAGGGAGUUUUCAUUUUUUUCAUGCGUUUUGCAAGAACAUUACGCUGGCCAUUUUUUCAAAAUCGGCUAAGUUUUUUCUUUCGUCUCAGCCGCCUGCGCCCACUACCUGCCGGUCCUCAGCCGUGAAAGCAGGGACUUUUCAUUUUUUUCAUGCGUUUUGCAACAACAGGACGCUGGCUAUUUUUUCAAAAUCGGGUAAGUUUUUUUUUUCGUCUCAGCGGCCUGCGCCCACUACCUGCCGGUCCUCAGCCGUGAAAGCAGGGACUUUUCAUUUUUUUCAUGCGUUUUACAAGAAAAGGACGCUGGCCAUUUUUUCAAAAUCGGGUAAGUUGUUUUUUUCGUGUCAGCGGCCUGCGCCCACUACCUGCCGGUCCUCAGCCGUGAAAGCAGGGAUUUUUCAUUUUUUUCAUGCUUUUUACAAGAACAGGACGCUGGCCAUUUUUUCAAAAUCGUGUAAGUUGUUUUUUUCGUCUCAGCCGCCUGCGCCCACUACCUGCCGGCCGUCAGCCGUGAAAGCAGGUAUUUUUCAUUUUUUUCAUGCGUUUUGCAAGAACAUUACGCUGGCCAUUUUUUCAAAAUCGGCUAAGUUCUUUCUUUCGUCUCAGCCGCCUGCGCCCACUACCUGCCGGUCCUCAGCCGUGAAAGCAGGGACUUUUCAUUUUUUUCAUGCGUUUUGCAACAACAGGACGCUGGCUAUUUUUUCAAAAUCGGGUAAGUUUUUUUUUUCGUCUCAGCGGCCUGCGCCCACUACCUGCCGGUCCUCAGCCGUGAAAGCAGGGAUUUUUCAUUUUUUUCAUGCGUUUUACAAGAAAAGGACGCUGGCCAUUUUUUCAAAAUCGGGUAAGUUGGUUUUUUCGUCUCAGCGGCCUGCGCCCACUACCUGCCGGUCCUCAGCCGUGAAAGCAGGGAUUUUUCAUUUUUUUCAUGCGUUUUAAAAGAACAGGACGCUGGCCAUUUUUUCAAAAUCGGGUAAGUUGUUUUUUUCGUCUCAGCGGCCUGCGCCCACUACCUGCCGGUCCUCAGCCGUGAAAGCAGGGAUUUUUACAAGAACAGGACGCUGGCCAUUUUUUCAAAAUCGGGUAAGUUGUUUUUUUCGUCUCAGCGGCCUGCGCCCACUACCUGCCGGUCCUCAGCCGUCAAAGCAGGGAUUUUUCAUUUUUUUCAUGCGUUUUACAAGAACAGGACGCUGGCCAUUUUUUCAAAAUCGGCUGAUUUUUUUUUUUCGUCUCGAACGCCUGCGCCCACUACCUGCCAGUUCUCAGCCGUGAAAGCAGGGACCUUUCAUUCUUUUCAUGCGUUUUGCAACAACAGGACGGUGGCUAUCUAUUUUCAAAACAGGCGGAUUUUUUUUUUCGUUUCAAACGCCUGCGCCCACUACCUGCCGGCCCUCAGCCGUCGAAACAGGGACUUUUCAUUUUUUUCAUGCGUUUUACAAUUGGGCACUCCGGAUGCAGAGUCUAGUGGUCGUAUACAGGAGCAUCGCUUGCAUGACGAUCGCCGCUCCUGCAGGGAUCUUUUGCGAUACAAAUUUUCGCUAUUCACGAUUCCAAAUCUGUGAUGUUAAUACAUGCAAGCGGGCGAGUGUUUUCAUUGGAAGGGUUUGCAAUGCUUCUGGGGUGGGGGCAUUUUUCAUUGUAAUAGAGGCGCAGAUUUCUGGAAAAAAUGGAGAACGAAAACGCGGUUCCCGACGGGUGGUUAUCCCAGAGAAAAAAGCAGGCAGGGCAUAAUGCAAAAAUAGAUACACAGCCAUAGCACGCUGUUAUGGAUAUGCAGGUUUUUUAGUAUUUAUUUUUGCAAUACAGAUGUGACCUGCCUGCUUUUUUGUGCCUGAUAGUGGUAUCUGGACGAAAAUGGGAAUUGGGUGAACCGAGACACGUAUCAAAUGCAAAAAUGUCUGGGUCUGGAAGAAUCCAACUUGUCAUGCUGAUUUUGGAUUCUAAAAAAAUCUGUAUUGCAUGAGCAGCAAAGAGAGUCCAAGUUUUGCUACACGGAAAGAGCAUUUGUUAUGCGGUAUAGGCAUCAGGAAAGCCUCACAAAAUCUGUGAUGCUAGGACAUGCAUCACAGACAUCAGGAGUCAUGCAAAAUGUGCAUGACAAACCUGGCAAUCUUCCAGACCCAGACACUUUUACAGUUGAUAACACGGGCGAAACUUUGUCCGAUGAGGAAUUCCGGAACCGUUUCGGCAUAUCGAAGCGAAUUCAAGGCACCAAACGGCUUGCGCGGAAAAGACUAUUGGUCACGCCUUUCAUCAAAUUUCUCUGCCAAGAACUGUGAUUUGCAUGUCUAACAUUUUUGCUCUUGCAUGUGUGUUUGUUGGGUUCGAAAGCAAGACACUGGCAUCUCUCUAACAUCACCUUGGAGGAAGUACUUACUUAAAAAGCACUACCUCGUCGCGCUUUUAUCCUUUUAUGCUUACUAUCCGAAGAAUCGUGAUGCAUUUCUUAUUCUUUGCUAAGUACCACGGAUUCGAUUGAUUAUGGCUGCGCAAACCGGCGUAAAGGGCGCGCCUUUCCGCAUGACAAAGGAAAGACUUCGACCGCCUCGGUUGGGGCUUCGGUGGCGAGAAUGGAGCGACCGGUCGGCAUGGUAGAAAUGGCCAGUAUGGAAACAGCAAUGGCCUGAACGGAUUCGCGCCAAACGAAGGCCCGACUGCGGAGGUAAGAAUUUUGUUUUUGGUUCUUGAAAAUAAGAAGUACUUUUAUGCGAUGUCUUAUUUCCUAUGAUGAAGAAGGGAGCCUCCCCUGAUGUUCUCACACUUCACCGAUUGAAUCAAUAAUUUUGAUCACGCUCCUUACUACGGGCUCUUGCGGAGCAGCAGAAAGACUAUGUAUACGAAGCCCGAAAUUUUCUUUUUAUUUUUGUAUGAAACUUCGAAAACAGGAAGUGACCGACGGCAUUCUCCAGAAGGUCUUUAUUGCGGCCUGUCAAGGCCAGAAAACCACCGCGGGGAAGCAGAAUGGGAUGUACGAAUCGAUCAUGGUUCGGAGAAUUUUCCCAACUUUCUUGAACGAGCUGGAUGUCUGCGAUCUCACGGAGCAGCAGCUUAUCAAAAUUUUUGACCAGCAGAUGGUGCUGCAGCAACAGUGGACCUACGCAUUGCAUCAAAACAGUCGUGCUGGUUUCAGUACUUAGUAUCACUUGCGUGACAGUCUUUUUCUGAAAAAUAGAGGAGUUUGUCAUGCAAAUUGAAGUGGGGGCGGGUGUCUACUACGUGAUGAUGAUGAUCAUGAUGAUGAUGAUGAUGGAUCAUUUCCGUCGCACAACAAUUGCAAUCUGUAUAAAAUCAAAUUACGAGUGCGAUGCUUUUGCAGUGCAUAGGCGGUACGCGAGCCACGGGGUGAGCAUUCGCGAGGGGCUCACUUACGAAUUCUUCAAGCUGGCACUCCACGAGAUCACGCGUCUGGGCCGGGUCUCCUUUAGCGAUUUUGUGGAUGCGUGUUGAGAGGAGAGAAGGUGUUGUACGGCUUAGGUAACGAUAGCGUUUAUUGCGGAAUCCAAAAUGAAUGACACGCAUAGAACAAGCCAUGCGAGGCACGUUGUGAAAAUGAAACAACUGGUAGAAGGCAAAAUUAUUUUACCAUCAUCUCCACAAGAGCUGGGCCGUGCCCUAGAUGGCACGCAAAAAAAGUAUUAGUGGUGACCGAAAUUUACUUUACUGCACGUCAGAGACGAGCACGAGACGUUUGCGUCAUCACAUGGAAGUAUAGUUGAAUGCCUGUGCAUCAUAUAUUUUCUCGAGCAGAAAGAGAACGGUAACAGCUCGGAUAACUGUAACCAAAGGCAACAAGGAUAGAAGAAGUAGUAAACUAACCAAAUCAAUAAAACUCGCCGAAAAAGUUAGAGGCAUUUGAUAAUGAUGCCGACAUGUCGACGAGAAAAUUGUUUGAAAAUGCUAAUGCAGCUAAGACGUGCCCGCGCGCGUGAUGUUUUAUACUUAAUUUUGUUUCAACAUCCAAAUCCAAUGUGCUUUUUGAGAUUGGGUUGACGAAGUGCAGCUGCACUGGUGCCCACGAAAGAUUGAUAAGUAGCCACCUGAAUUUUAUACCAUUGUUUGCGUUGAUGCAUCAAUCAUGCUAAUAUCUCAUUCGUACCGUAUCGCUAGAUUUUUCUCUGUUUAUCUUUGGCUCCAAAAGAAAAACCUUUUCAUCAACAGUAUUGUCCCUGUAGAAUUUGAGUUUCGGUGUUUUUCCUUGUACCAAAGCGACUUGUGGUGAUGUUGAGAGCGUGGUCUCGAACAAAUCACCUUUAAUAUUUUCGAAGCUUCACUUGUAUGAAAAAAUGCUCAGAAACAUUGGUAAUGGAAGACUUGCUUCUGUAGUGACCACCGGUCUUCAUGUUCAUGACAAUAUCAGCAAACAUCAACCACUGGCACAACUAGCGAC